Messenger RNA from Alternaria ventricosa, 1434 nucleotides. RefSeq lists its product as uncharacterized. Lineage: Eukaryota; Fungi; Ascomycota; Dothideomycetes; Pleosporales; Pleosporaceae. The record is from RefSeq and is a predicted model, not a curated record. The coding region runs from base 1 to 1434 and encodes 477 amino acids. The transcript has 2 exons.
AUGGUCAAUAGAUGCGAAAAGGCUGGCUUCAAAUGCGAUGGACCACAGUCCAUUGUCUUUGUUCAAGGCAAGAUUGUCAAAUCUAGGAGGUCGCAAAAGUUGAAGACCAAGGCGGCAGACCCGCCUCUGACGACUGCAUGGAAGAGGCAGGAAGUAGAAGAGUCUACCUCGGAAUCUCCUGAAUAUCGCUUCGAUCUACCUGAAAUUAGACCAAAGUUCAACGACAAAGAAGUUUACAUCUGCUACGCACGCCGCCAUCUUCUCCCAAAUGGUCCCAUAGACCUCGGGUUGCAGGAGCUUCAGACCUCAGACAUUGUCACGCAAGAUUCCGCAGCAGAAGGGAGCAACAGUUCGCUAUUUGUUCAAGCUGCACUCAGCUUUGCAACCCUUUUCUUCGGGGCGCAGCAUCACCAGAGCCGGAUCCUCACCGAAGGUUAUGCCAUACAUGGUGUAGCUCUUAAGCGGCUAAACCAGGCUUUAAGCCAGCCAGAGCGCCGCACGCACGACGACGUAAUCGUCUCUGUCAUUCUGCUGGCUAUGCUUGAACUCUUCAUGCCCACCGGUCCCAGAAACUGGCUCAAGCACAUGCUUGGAUUGGAACAGCUUUUAGCACUACUCGACCCAGCAUCCCUCGUUCACGCGUCAUUCCGAAGACUAGAGCUCUACAAAGGUGUGCGACAUAUGAUACUGAUUGCAUCAUUGAGGAACAGAACACCAUCAAUUUUUGCGAGGCAACAGUGGAAAGCUGUACUGAGAACCGCGCUUUCGCUCGAAACACCAGAGGAACAGGAUUUACAUGACGUACUUGCCGAUUGCUCAGUACUAAUCGCAGCCAGUGACGAGCUCUUCAAGCUUCAGCAUACGUCUGGCCCAGGCUAUGCCCAAAGGCGACAAGAGAUGCAAUGUAAGGCGGAAGAGCUCCUAGUCUUUCUUGAAGCGUGGAAACUGCGAUGGGAUAGUAAUGAGGGCAACGUUUACAUUGAAGAAGAGUGUCUUGAUCUUAAUACUGCCGAAGCGUCACCGCGCAUCAUCUACAGAUUCAUGAGCGACUCGGUCGCGCGGAUGCUGAUGCUAUACAACACAGCAUUGAUAUACGCCCUCCGCGUCAUGGCGACGUUGGAAAUCAAGAACGAAGCCUCGCAAUAUUUCUCGAGCGACAUGCACGGAUAUGCAGGCGCAGAUAUUCGGAGCGAAAGCUCUUGCUAUCCCGCUAUUCGUGCAGCGGGCCUCGAUAUCGCCCGUUGCAUCACUGACUAUCUGCAACACAAACGUGUGCGGGGAGAAACAGACUUCGCCUCACCUAUUGUACAAUGGGCUGUGAUGACCGCCGGGCAGGCGUUAGGUGGCGAAGACUCUUCGGACGGCGAAUGGAUGAUCAGCCUGCUGAAAGGAGAUGCUAUGUAUGCAAUUGCGAAGAGAGCUUGGGAAGUUUGA